Mercenaria mercenaria is the source of this 648-nucleotide messenger RNA. RefSeq names its product 17-beta-hydroxysteroid dehydrogenase 14-like. Bases 346 to 648 code for a protein of 100 amino acids. The transcript is spliced from 9 exons. Gene Ontology annotation, molecular function: oxidoreductase activity. Lineage: Eukaryota; Metazoa; Mollusca; Bivalvia; Venerida; Veneridae. The record is from RefSeq and is a predicted model, not a curated record.
UAUGACGUCACUGCGCUUUCAAGAUAAUGUCGCCAUAGUAACCGGUGGCUGUCAAGGUGUUGGAAGAGGCUGUGUUGAUGUUUUGGUUGAAAAUGGUGGUAAAGUAGUUAUUUUUGAUAUUAAAGACGAACUUGGGGCUACAAUGAUACCAAAAGGACCAGGCGAGAUAAAGUAUAUACACUGUGACGUCACAAAAGAGGACGAAGUUAAGAAAGCAAUUGAUCUAACAGUACAGACUGUCUGGUGAACAACGUCGGAACUCUGCAAGGAGCAUACUCUGUUGACGAACUCUCUGUUGAAAGUUUCCGGGAGCUUCUAGAAACAAAUCUCCUCAGUAACUUUACAAUGAGCAAGUAUGCGUUACCUUACCUACGGAAAUCAAAAGGUUGCAUUGUAAAUAUAUCUAGUACUGCUGCAAAUUCUGCCGCGAAAAAUGUAUCAACUUAUUGUGCAACAAAGGGAGGAGUAAAAGCACUUACCAAAGCUUUAGCAAUUGACGAAGCCAAGCACGGUGUAAGAGUAAACUCGCUUGCACCAGGUGCAGUUGACACGGUAUAUUUAAGAGAAAAAGUCCCUGCAGAACAACGGGAGUAUCUCGAAAAAUGUCAUACCUUAGGCAGACUUGCCCAACCCCGUGAGAUUGGGUAA